Exserohilum turcica Et28A is the source of this 1245-nucleotide messenger RNA. RefSeq lists its product as uncharacterized. NCBI's taxonomy places the organism in Eukaryota, Fungi, Ascomycota, Dothideomycetes, Pleosporales, Pleosporaceae. The record is from RefSeq and is a predicted model, not a curated record. The transcript has 2 exons. The annotation marks the transcript as partial.
CCUGGGCUUCUCCUUCUUCUCCUUCCACAGUGCCGAGAGACCGACACCGGAAACCUUGACAACCUUGAAACGGACACCGGGAAUAUCACCCUUGGCCUUGCCCUUACGACCGAAACCGGCAAGGAGGACUUCGUCGUUCUCGUCCACAAAGUUCAAGCAACCGUCGUUGGGAACUGUCUCGCGUUAGCCAAGUCUUGUUGGGUGUGCAUCGCCACAGGUGCCUCCUGUGGUCCUCAUCGCAGCUGUCAAAGCUCAUGGUCCCAACCAUACCGGUCUUCAGUUAGCUUGCGAAGACUAGAUAGAGUGUCUAGAAUUCGGGGGGCACAGUGUCUGGUGUGCCGACCAGCUGCUUGGUUGAAGAGCCCGUGGCAGCACAGCCACCGUCCCACAUCUGCACCCCGUAAACAUCACACUGCAUGCUCCACCAUGUCAUCCAAAGACGACAAGAAAAUCACAAAGACGCAGACGAACCGUCUGCCUGCGCCCGCGCUGUUCGUCGGACCGCCAUCGCACAAUGCAUCCAACACAUCAUUACAUGAGAUUCGCGCACCCGCAAAGUCCCCCUUAGUCCGCCAGCGGUCCCUACUUUCUCCAGACGCCAAACGGCCUCUCCCCCCAAAUGCCAGCAACGAUGUCGACCACUUCAGUCCUACAUCGUCGAACCCCUCGGCGCCAUUUCAACGACGACAGCGACAACAGAGCCAAGCAGCCGACGCCGAGGCCUCAUCUCGAGCCGAAGCAAUAUGGGCCGAGAUGCAGAAUACGUUAGAGGAGGUGGAACUGAGCGCCAUCAAAGGCCCAGGCAUGACCGUCUUUGGAUCCGAGCACUCGCGGGCUCUGGACGAGCUGCGAAAAGCCCAGAUUGAGCUCGCAAAGGCAUGGGCACGUUCUGAAGAAGACGAGCACACGCCCAAGGAGCAGCGGCAGAAGAAGUCGCAAGAAAACAAAGCGACGGACCUGCAGCCCCAGAGCCUGGUAAAUGCUCGCGGUGCUACUGCUCCGGAAAAGGGCGAGAAGCUGUUUGAUAGGACAAAGCUGGAAGAAGAGACGGAGAAGGAUAUCGAGUUGAGCCGGAAGAGGAGAGAGGAGAAUGACCGGUAUUUUGAAAAGGUGAACCAGGGUGUGCAGGAAGUGGUUGUGCGACUGGAAGAGGUGGCAAAGGCAAUGAGAGGGGUCGAAAGCGAAAGCAAGGAGAUUUGGGGUCAUGGCAGCGACGAAAGCGUAGACACCGAAAGCGUGACUUGA